CGGCAAAUCCCGUUGCGUAAGCGCAGAACCUAGAACUUUGCCCCACCAUCUUCAUCCCGCCUACACCCCCGCCACGCAUCCUCGAGAUUCACCACGAAAUGCCUGCGGAUACAGAACCCACAGAUAUUGCUCCCGACGCUGCGCCGGCGACAACGAGACAGCCGCGAAAGCGGUUUAUCGGGAAGAAAACGGCCGAGACGUUGCGGCAGCAGAAGACGGAUGGUGCUGGUGCUGGUGCUGAGGGGGACAGUGGAAGUAUCGAGGAUGCGAGUAGCAAGCUCCAAGUGGCCGCCUCACGCCCCCUCCGGGCACCCCGCGCCGUGACGACCAUACCCGCCUCGAUCCUCGAAGACGCCGACCUGAAUGCGGCAAUCUCCACUCUCCUCCCCAAAAACUACAACUUUGAAAUCCACAAGACGGUGCACGCGAUCCGUCGGCACUCCUCGAAACGCGUCGCGCUGCAGAUGCCGGAAGGCCUGCUCCUCUUCGCCACAACCAUCGCCGACAUCCUCGAGACGUUCUGCUCGGGCGUCGAGACCGUGAUCAUGGGUGACGUGACAUACGGCGCGUGCUGCAUCGACGACUUCACCGCACGGGCGCUGGAAUGCGAUCUCCUGGUACACUACGCGCACAGCUGCCUGAUCCCGGUGGACGUGACAGCGAUCAAGACGCUGUACGUAUUCGUCACGAUCGGGAUCGACCCGGAGCACCUUCUCGCGACGAUGGAGCGCAACUUCGUGGCCGGCAAGACACUCGCGCUGGUGGGCACGAUCCAAUUCAACGCGGCGAUCCAGCGGCUCAAGCCGCGGCUCGAGGCUGCCGGCUACAACGUGCACAUCCCGCAGAUCUUCCCGCUGAGCAAGGGCGAGAUUCUGGGAUGCACCAGCCCCGUCAUCGACACCGCCCAGGUCGACGCGCUGGUCUACGUCGGCGACGGCCGCUUCCACCUCGAGAGCGCCAUGAUCCAGAAUCCGCGCCUGGCCGCCUACCGCUACGAUCCGUAUUCGCGGAAGUUCACGCGGGAAGGGUACAACCACACAGAGCUGCACACGCUGCGCAGGGACGCCAUCGCUGCUGCGCGGAGGGCAAAGAAGUUUGGAUUGAUCCUGGGCACCCUGGGGAGACAGGGGAACCCGAAUACCCUCGAUCACCUCGAGAAGCGGCUCAAGGAAAUGGGCAUCGAUUAUGUGCUCCUGCUGCUGAGCGAGAUCUUCCCCGGGAAGCUGAAAAUGUUCGAGGAUGUCGAGUGCUGGGUGCAGGUCGCGUGUCCGCGGCUCAGCAUCGACUGGGGAUAUGCGUUUCCGCGGCCGUUGCUGAGCCCGUACGAGGCGACCAUCGCGCUGGGACUCAGGGAGGAGAGCUGGGAUGAGACAAAGGGGUAUAGGAUGGACUUUUAUGCGAAAGAGGGACUGGGAAGGACAAAGAGGGGAGGUACGCUACCGGGCUUGGAGAGUUGAUGUUGCAGACAUCGAGUGAGAGGGUGUGAAUACACGCGUUUUGCUGGUCACUCGGACUCUCAUGGUGAAUCGUGCUUGUUUCCAGUAAAGAUUCCGCCGCUCUCAACAUCCGUAAGUCCAUUCAUCAAUCCA
Messenger RNA from Tricharina praecox, 1589 nucleotides. Its product is annotated as putative diphthamide synthesis protein-domain-containing protein. NCBI's taxonomy places the organism in Eukaryota, Fungi, Ascomycota, Pezizomycetes, Pezizales, Pyronemataceae. The record is from RefSeq and is a predicted model, not a curated record. Gene Ontology annotation, molecular function: 2-(3-amino-3-carboxypropyl)histidine synthase activity. The coding region runs from base 99 to 1457 and encodes 452 amino acids. Gene Ontology annotation, biological process: protein histidyl modification to diphthamide. The transcript has 2 exons.